Molecule: messenger RNA, 666 nt
Organism: Ustilago hordei
Lineage: Eukaryota; Fungi; Basidiomycota; Ustilaginomycetes; Ustilaginales; Ustilaginaceae
Exons: 1
Coding region: 1-666 (221 amino acids)
Source: RefSeq, a predicted model, not a curated record
AUGGACCAUCACCGAGAAGCCCAAAUCGUAGACAAACAUCCUCAACCUAAACCAAGGUCGGAAAGGAUGCAGCCCAACGAUCACUCUCCCGACCACCUCACAAGGCCGCGCUGCCGAGGUCGUGCUGGCUUCGUUGGCUCCAACGCAGAACAACUAUCAAGGCAUAACAAUCGAUCCUCAUCACGCGCGAGCUUUCUCGGUAGACCCCGACAACGCGUCUACCAGAUCUACGAAGGCGAAAACGCGGCCGACAAUGGUGGAACACACAGAUGGAGAAGCGAGUCGAGAACAGUAAGGGGAAGCUUGGAGGAAGAUGAUGGUUUCGUAUUCACCGACGACGAGGAGGCCGAAGGUGAUCGACGCGCAACUUGGGGUCGAUCAAAGCGCGAUAGUACAAAUAAGAAGCUGGCUUCGACAGCAGAAGAAGACUCGACCUCGCGAUCCGAAGGAACUGCUACCACUCUGACUGGAGAUUCUGGCGUAGCCGCUGCUGCUCCUAUCGAUCCCGAAAAGUUGCCCCACCAAACCAAAAUCCCGACAUCGAACAAUCAAGGAGUUCAAAACAAAGAGAAGGACGUCGAAUCGCAACAGAAGUCGAAUCGCAACAGAAGCCGAAGUCAGUACCUCGUCUCUCUCGCAUUCCUUACCCCAUCGCACAUUUCCUAG